Molecule: messenger RNA, 524 nt
Organism: Diospyros lotus (date-plum)
Lineage: Eukaryota; Viridiplantae; Streptophyta; Magnoliopsida; Ericales; Ebenaceae
Exons: 3
Coding region: 49-429 (126 amino acids)
Source: RefSeq, a predicted model, not a curated record
AAAUGAAAAAAUUAGUUCCAAUGUAGAAAUUCGAACUUCGUUGUUUUGAUGUCGGGGGAACUUUUUCCCCAAUUAUUCUUCCGCCCCGCGAUAUCUGCCUCUGACCUCCUCUCUUUCUCUGUAUGUAUUGUAUGUAUAUAUCUGGGUGCUGAUCCUUUUCUUCGACUAAUCUUCGGCGAGCCAAGCAGUUGUAGAUCACUGUUAAUUUCUCAGGCCAUUGAAUCAUCCGAUCAGGCGAUAUAUUCCGAUCGAGCGAUUAAUCAUUCGGAAAACGAAGUUAGCAUAGGAGUCAUCGCCUUAGCCACAUUGGAGCUUUCUGCACUUGUUUGCCCCAACCCCGAGAUGAAAAAGGGAGGAAAAGAGAAUUGCAUCAUUUUCGAAGCUUGCAAAGGGAUGGAAGCACUUUUGUUUCAAUGUUUUGUUAGAUAAUAGUGUCGUGGGAUGAUUAUAACUUUUGUUUUGCUAGUGUUAGCACUUUUAUUAUCAGCGUCCGUUUUAUUGCAUUUCUAUUAUUAAGAUUUUUA